AUAGUUGAGCCAAAAAAAAGAGAGUGAAAGAAAAAGGAAAAUCCUCAAAAAGCAAAUGGGGUGCGCCUCCACUAUGACUAUCAUUAUUCUCUCUUGAAAAAAGAAAUUUUCAUUAAUUUUUCUUUAAUUCAGGGAUAUUUUUCAGCUAUGGAGUUAGGUGACAACAAGAUUUUGAAUGUGGGGUUGCUUUUAGUUGCAACCCUUUUGGUAGCAAAGCUCAUAUCUGCACUAAUUAUGCCCAGAUCUAAGAAACGUUUGCCUCCAGUGGUUAAGGCAUGGCCUAUUGUUGGUGGGUUGAUCCGUUUUCUUAAAGGGCCAGUUGUGAUGCUUAGACAGGAGUAUCCAAAGCUUGGGAGUGUGUUUACUCUGAAUUUGUUGAACAAGAACAUCACAUUCUUCAUUGGUCCAGAAGUUUCUGCACAUUUUUUCAAAGCCCCAGAAACAGAUCUUAGCCAACAAGAGGUUUAUCAGUUCAAUGUGCCUACCUUUGGACCUGGUGUGGUUUUUGAUGUUGAUUAUACAAUUAGGCAGGAACAGUUCAGGUUCUUUACUGAAGCUCUCAGAGUCACUAAGUUGAAGGGCUAUGUAGAUCAGAUGGUUACAGAAGCUGAGGAAUACUUCUCGAAAUGGGGUGAGAGUGGUGAAGUAGACCUAAAAUAUGAACUGGAGCAUCUUAUCAUAUUGACAGCUAGUAGAUGUCUGUUGGGAGAAGAGGUCCGCAAUAAACUCUUUGAUGAUGUGUCUGCUCUCUUCCAUGACCUGGACAAUGGGAUGCUCCCUAUCAGUGUUAUCUUUCCCUACCUUCCAAUUCCAGCCCAUCGCCGACGUGACAAUGCCAGGAAGAAGCUAGCAGAGAUCUUUGCAAACAUCAUAAAUUCUCGAAAACGUACAGGCAAGGCAGAGAAUGAUAUGUUACAAUGCUUCAUUGACUCAAAGUACAAAGAUGGACGGCCAACAACAGAGGGUGAGAUCACAGGUCUUCUGAUUGCUGCUCUUUUCGCUGGGCAGCACACCAGUUCGAUCACUUCCACUUGGACAGGGUCAUACCUCCUCACCAACGACAAGUACAUGUCGGCUGUUGUAGAUGAACAGAAGAAUCUGAUGAAGAAACACGGGAAUAAGGUUGAUCACGAUAUCCUUUCCGAGAUGGAAGUCCUCUACAGAUGCAUAAAGGAAGCCCUCAGACUCCAUCCUCCACUGAUAAUGCUUCUGCGUAGUUCACAUAGCGAAUUCAGUGUUACAACCAGAGAAGGAAAAGAGUAUGACAUUCCCAAGGGACAUAUCGUUGCAACCUCACCUGCUUUUGCAAACAGGCUGCCACAUAUCUUCAAGAAUCCAGAUACUUACGACCCUGAUAGGUUCGGCCCUGGUAGAGAAGAAGAUAAGGCUGCAGGAGCAUUCUCAUAUAUUUCUUUUGGUGGAGGCAGACAUGGUUGUCUUGGAGAACCAUUUGCUUAUCUGCAGAUUAAAGCAAUAUGGAGUCACUUGCUGAGAAAUUUCGAGUUUGAACUGAUCUCGCCUUUCCCUGAAAUUGACUGGAACGCUAUGGUUGUCGGUGUCAAAGGGGAAGUAAUGGUGAAGUACAAGCGCCGAAAGCUCUCUGUUGAAUAAGCAGAUAACAUCUGCAUGAAUGUGGUAGUUUAAGAUCAUUUAUGUUGGUUUGUUAAACCUUAUUUCUUGUUUAAUGUUGACUUCUAUGUUUAAUGUUAGUCCUGUUUCUCUUGAAGAUUGCAAUGACUAAGAUUAUAUUA
Solanum lycopersicum (tomato) is the source of this 1751-nucleotide messenger RNA. RefSeq names its product sterol C14-demetylase (gene CYP51). The record is from RefSeq and is marked validated. Lineage: Eukaryota; Viridiplantae; Streptophyta; Magnoliopsida; Solanales; Solanaceae. Gene Ontology annotation, molecular function: iron ion binding; heme binding; monooxygenase activity.